Diaporthe batatas is the source of this 2536-nucleotide messenger RNA. RefSeq lists its product as uncharacterized. The transcript has a single exon. Lineage: Eukaryota; Fungi; Ascomycota; Sordariomycetes; Diaporthales; Diaporthaceae. The coding region runs from base 683 to 2536 and encodes 617 amino acids. The record is from RefSeq and is a predicted model, not a curated record.
UUGAUAACCACGUCCAUUGGGUAACAUUAGAUCCUCCCUACUCCCGAGCCAGUGUCCAUGCUCUCAACCCGUAAAUCCCAAGUAAAGUGUCACAUAUCACCACCAACAACUUCCGUAGCUGUUCUGGUUCCCUCAAGGACCAGUGGAUCUUUGCAAAGACACACUCACGCUUUGCAACCUAAAAACCACUUGGUACUGCUCAACCUGCCCAGCUCAGCUGCCCCAAGUCAGCUCCCUGACCAACCCACUUCCACUCCUGCAAACGAAAAACUUCAAACUACUGCUUUCCAUUGCCUUCCACAAACGCUUUUAGCACCUGUUCAGGUAAGUCAUUCACUCAUUCACUCAGUCACUGACCUUCAUCCGAAGUCCCAAGCCCCACAAUUCGCCAUUCACCCAGAAUGGACGCAGCGCUCGAGCCCUCCCGAAAACAAUACUUAAACCCACGCCGCCGUCGCGAUCCCAACCUUCCCUUCCUCUCUUUCUUCCUCCACCCAUCCACACACACCCGAUUCUUCCCUCACUUAGACCCUACCUUCUUCGAUCCUCCUCCAGUCAAGCAAGACUCGCAGUCCCAACCGCAAUAGCUGAUCACCACAAGAGAAGCUUCGCGACCACCACAACCACAAGUCUUUCUUGAUUGCUCUGUUUGUUCUCAGUCAACGGGAACCACCAAUCCACCAUGAGGUUUGUCAAGAACCUCAUCGCCACGGCGGCGCUGGCAGCGCUCGCUGCCGGCCUGCCCGCUGGGGGCAACAACAACCAGCCCGAUGACACCCUCGGUAAGAAGGACAUCAUCGUCCCCGGUGCCACCACCACGGCCGAGAUCCCCCUCAAGUCCACCCCCGGCGCGGUCAUCACCACGGGGUCCAACAUGAUCAGCGAGCCCCUCUCCCGCUUCGAGAGCAUCACCACGGGCUCUGACAUGUUCACCACCCCCGUCUCCCGCUUCGUGACCAUCACCACGGGCUCCGACAUGUUCAGCACGCCCCUCUCCCGCUUCGACGCUGAGGAGUCCUCCGCUGCGGUCCCUGUUGUUUUCGUCACCGUCACCGUCACCGAGUCCUCUGCCGUCCCCACCGGCCGCGUCUCUGUCACCGCUGCCACCAUCAUCGAGCCUCACCCUGGUGUCCCCACCACGGCCGGCAGCGGCGGCGCGCGCGAGGAUUACCUCAUCCACCCGCCUACCAGCCCCAACGGCGGUCACCCUCACCCCGAUGUCGAGGCUCGCCAGAUGCUGCCUAUCACUUCUUCGGUGACCAAGCGUCAGAUGCUGCCUAUCUCGUCGUCUUUGGCUGAGCGUCAGAUGCUGCCCAUCUCUUCGCCUACUCUUAGCGAGCGCCAGAUGCUUCCCAUCACUUCGUCCUUGGCUGAGCGUCAGAUGCUGCCCAUCUCUUCGCCCACUCUCAGCCAGCGCCAGAUGCUUCCCAUCACUUCGUCCUUGGCUGAGCGUCAGAUGCUGCCCAUCUCUUCGCCCACUCUCAGCCAGCGCCAGAUGCUUCCCAUCACUUCGUCCUUGGCUGAGCGUCAGAUGCUGCCCAUCUCUUCGCCCACUCUCAACCAGCGCCAGAUGCUGCCCAUCUCGUCCCCGACGAUCAACUCCCGCGCCGGCAAGACGACCCCCGCGCCCGACACGCCCUUUGGCCGCCAGCCCGACCUCGGGCUCGCCCGCGGCGACGUGCCACCCGUCAACUCGCCAACGACCAUCACGACCACCACGUGCUCCCGCAAGUCGUGCGCCACCUACACCUACGUCUCGACGGCGGUCGUCACCCCUUCCUCGUCGACCUACACGGGAGGCCCGUCCACCGGCGGAGCUGUCCGUGAUCAGGACCCAACCUUCUCGGUUGACCCGUCUGACCUGCCCACCAUGCCCCCCGUUGCGGCGCGUGACGAGCAGGACAUCACCCUGACGGCGUCGUACACCAUCACCAUCACCGAGCUGCCGGCCUCCACCACGGAGGCGGUCGUCACCAAGCGCGAUCAGGACCCAACCUUCUCGGUUGAUCCCUCCGACCUGCCCACCAUGCCCCCAAAGCUUGACGAGCAGAGCAUCACCCUGACAGCGUCCUACACAAUCACCAUCACCGAGCUGCCAACCUCUACUCAGGAGGGGGUCGUCACCAAGCGCGAUCAGGAUCCAACUUUCUCGGUUGAUCCCUCGGACCUGCCUACCAUGCCUCCAGCGCGCGACCAGGACCCAACCUUCUCAGUCGACCCUUCCGACCUGCCCACCAUGCCCCCAAAGGUCGACGAGCAGAGCAUCACCCUGACGGCGUCCUACACGAUCACCAUCACCGAGGUCCCAAUCGCGGCGGGCUCAGCCACCGCCCUCCCCGAGGCGGGCCCCGUCGAGCCCAAGGGCCCCUUCAGCGGCGCCGGCGCCUGGGUCGACCCGCCCAUCGACAGGCACACCUACAGCUACAGCAGCCCCACGCCCGUGCCCGUGCUCAUGGUGUCGGGCAAGCCCGUCCACCCCACCGGCAGGCCCCAGCCUACCACGCUGGUGACUUCUCUCGUGCGCUCCGCUGUUUAG